GUUCUAUAAAAGAUACACAAACAAACUAUACAUUAUUCACUCUAUCAUCCAUGGCUAGAACAAGUCCUACCCAACUCCCCAUCCGUUUCUUCAAGAUUAUCCUCCAAACUAAUCUUCAAAGACUUAAAAUACCAAAUAAGUUUACAAGGAGACAUGGAGUGAGUCUAUCAAAUCCAGUGUUGAUCAAUCCUCCUGAUGGCACCAAAUGGAAAGUUUAUUGGAAAAAAGUCAAUGGUGAGAUUUGGUUUGAAAAAGGUUGGAAAGAUUUUACUCAAAAUUACUCUCUACAACAAGGUUAUUUGGUGUUAUUCAAAUAUAGAAAAGGAACUUCCAACUUCAAUGUACUAAUACUUGGCCAGAAUGCAAUGGAAAUAGACUAUGGUUCUUCAUCUGACACUGAUGAUGAUGAAAAUGACAAUGUUGGUGAUAGUGAUGAUGAAUCGGUUAAGAUUAUAGAUGGAAAGAACAAUAGUAUUGAUCAUAGUGAUGAUGAAUCAGUUAAGAUUUUGGAUGAAUGGCUUAAACGGAAGAAGAACAAACAAAUGUCACCAAUAGGUCGAUCUCCUCGACCACAUAAGAAAGUUAGGGGUGAGACUGAGAACAUUACUAAAAGAGCUCAGGAAGUAGCUGCAAAAUUCAUCUCAAGCAAUCCUUUUUUCACAAUUCUCAUAAAGCCUUAUCAUCUGGUAAAAGGUCAGCUGUAUGUACCGAGUUUAAAAGGUGUUACUGAGCACAAAGAGAAGUAUGUGAUGCUGCAGAUUGGAAAAAGAUCAUGGAAUGUGAAACUGCUUCGUUGUAAUGACGAAGAAAAAGGACGUCGCCUUUCAGCCGGUUGGAAUUUGUUUGCAAGUGAAAGUGGACUGAAACCAGGAGAUGUUUGUGUGUUUGAACUGAUAAACAAGAAUGAUUUAGUUUUUAAAGUUCAUGUUUUCUAAAGGGGACAAAGUUAAUGUAGGGGUACCUAUUUUGAGUAAUAGUAGCACUUUCCUUUCCAUUAAAUGGGUGAGUGAAAUGCCCUUUAGCUUUGGUUGUAG
Messenger RNA from Trifolium pratense (red clover), 1034 nucleotides. RefSeq names its product B3 domain-containing transcription factor VRN1-like. Bases 51 to 935 code for a protein of 294 amino acids. Gene Ontology annotation, molecular function: DNA binding. The transcript has 4 exons. Lineage: Eukaryota; Viridiplantae; Streptophyta; Magnoliopsida; Fabales; Fabaceae. The record is from RefSeq and is a predicted model, not a curated record.